GCGACGCUCGUAGGCCGACGUGAUGCCUAUUAAAGUGCACGCCGCCAUCGCGCCGUGCUCACCAAAUCACCUAACUACUCAUCUGUGCGUGCUCUACCCUCGCCUCUUUUACUAUGUCCACUGCUAUCCUUACUGCCGACGUCGACCACCCCAUGGCCAACAUCCAUACUGUGCAGGUCGCCAAUGGACCUGUCACCAACCCUGUCGCAAACAUCGCACAGGCGCCUGCGAUGUGGCGCCACAACGAAGGCGUGAACGCCGUCUUGCACGCCAGCAACUGCGGCGUCUGCGACGCCUUUUUGCACCACGCAACCGACGCCCUCGGUACUCGCAACUACCAGGUCGCACGCACUGAACAGGACGACACCGCCGCCCGUUCUGCACGACGCGAAGCCUAUGAACGAGGCUACGAGGAUGCGCAACAGGACCGUGCGACGCUCGCGACCACGAUCCAGCAACUUCAAGCUCGCAUCGCGGAGCUCGAAGGCCAACUCGCCACCCGUGCAAACACCGGUGGACGAUUUCCUGGAGGGGGAGGAUUGGGACCUAUUCGCAAUAGGUUCGCCCCCUACAACACUGAUUCCUCUGUCGAUACUUACCUCGACAAUAGCCUCACUCGCAGGUUCAACACGAAUGAGCGUAUCCGUGGACCCGCUCGCCACCAGACCCUCAUCAUGUCGGAGGUACCUCUGACCAUCGACGAAGUCGACGGCGCACUGCGUCGAGCGCAGAUCGACGACGCUGUAGGCCUCGCAGCCGUGCGCCAGCUUCAGCAAUGGCGCAGGGCGAUCUUCGCCACCCUCGCUGUGGGACGACCCCUCUCAGUGACCCAAGAGGCCCUGCAAAACCAUUGGGUUGGACUACCCGACUGGUACCUCCACCGCUUCCCUCGCACCCCCCGACUUGAUCGCACGACGAACCCGCCUACCCAGGAGCAGCACGAGACCCCUCCGCGCUAUACCGACCCAGCCGAGAAGUGGGCAUCUUACUUCUCGCGCUACCCAAGAGCCCGCCUUCCUCGCGGACUUGUGCGCGACAACAGCGGUCAAGUCCCCAUCGACCGCGCGAAUCUUCAUUGCAUGAUGAUUCGCAUCGCCUCUCCCCUCACGUCGACCCGACGUCGCUACAAGUCGGCCAUCUUCGACACGCUUGCCGCCCUGUUCACCGACCCGCAGGUCUACGUCGCACACCUCCAGGCCGCGAAUGUCAAUCCCGAAUAGGGCAGAGCACGGGUAUACCCAUGGGUAUAUCCGGUUCGACCCGUACCCGU
This is a messenger RNA of Fomitopsis serialis, 1270 nucleotides long. RefSeq lists its product as uncharacterized. The record is from RefSeq and is a predicted model, not a curated record. Bases 114 to 1220 code for a protein of 368 amino acids. NCBI's taxonomy places the organism in Eukaryota, Fungi, Basidiomycota, Agaricomycetes, Polyporales, Fomitopsidaceae. The transcript has a single exon.